Vidua chalybeata is the source of this 1926-nucleotide messenger RNA. RefSeq names its product translocase of inner mitochondrial membrane domain containing 1 (gene TIMMDC1). Bases 378 to 1202 code for a protein of 274 amino acids. Gene Ontology annotation, cellular component: mitochondrion. The transcript is spliced from 7 exons. The record is from RefSeq and is a predicted model, not a curated record. Lineage: Eukaryota; Metazoa; Chordata; Aves; Passeriformes; Viduidae.
AGCUUAGGUGGCCCUUGGCCAAAGUGAUGGUUCUUCAGGAGUGGUGGAGGAAUCCCGGGAAUUCAAGUCCCAUGGGUUAAAAUAUGCACAGGCUCGGUGGGAAGGGCCAGGCACCUCCCCUGGCCGGGAGCUUUCACUGCUUUGGUGAAAGGAGGAAUUCACAACAGAGAAAGUUGUUUUAGGGAAGGCAACGAGCCCCAUGAGCACCAUCUCGCCGCGCAGGAUUUGCCUCUUACCGGCUUCAAAGCCCGGGGGCUGCUCCCAUUCUAUCCUAUGCAAACCGGGCAUCACAGCCCGCAAAACUCAGCUCCUCUCUCGCGGGGGGAACAAACCCGGCCCUGCACAAACGGGCAAAUAUUUGGAGUCAUUACUCGGUAAUGAACGCAGAGCCGAGCCGUUCCGAACCGGGCCGAGCGGUUCCGAGCCGCUCCGCGCCGUGCCCCGCCGGGGCGCAGGGGGCGCUGUCGCGGCCGUGCGGUGCCGCCGGCUCGGCCAUGGCGGAGCUCCCCGGUGCUCCGGCGGGCUUCGGCCGCCCCGCGCCGCUGCCGCAGACGGGCUGGGAGCGGCUCAGCGAGCUCUGGCGGCGAGACGAGCAGCAGCAGUUGCCGGAGGAGACGGUGAACAUCGCCAAGUCGGCGUUCACGGCGGGCGUGGUGGGCUGGCUGUACGGGGGGCUGCCCGCCUUCGUCAGCGCCCGCAAGGCCUUCGUGGAGAGCAGCCACGGCGAGAUGUUCCAGAGCCGCGCCGAAGCCGUGCAAUCCGCACACCGCGCUGGUCUCCGGAGCUUCAUCCGCUACGGCUGGCGCUGGAGCUGGAGGGUCGCGGCUUUCGCCACGAUGUUCAACGUGGUGAGCACGGGCCUGUCUGCGUACCGCGAUAAAACCACCAUCAGUAAUUUUGCUGCAGCAGGAGCCUUCACAGGAGCCCUGUUCAGAAUGCACUUGGGCCUGCAGGGCCUGGUGGGUGGCAUCGUGUUUGGAACGGCGUUCGGGGUUCCUGCAGGAGGCCUCCUAAUGGCCAUGUAUGGCUUGGCUGGUGAGACCUUGCAGGAGAAGAGGAGUCGUGAGCGCCGGGAGCUGUACGAGCAGAAGCUGGCAGAGUGGCAAUCCAGGCUCAGUAUGACUGAAAUCUUAGGCCAAACAGAAAGCAAUGCCCAGGGAAGACCAGAGAUGGAGAGAGCAAGAGAACUGAAGAGCUACUGAGUCUUCCCCAAGAUCUCUGUUGUAAGAAGCUACGUAGCAUUUUGAUCCUGCUUGUAAAAGCCUUCAGUUGAGGGUUCAUGCAAGUUGUCUGUGAAUGCACUGAAAACCUGUUUUGCUGAAAACAUUGUUCAGGGGUGGAUAUCACUGCACAAAGAGCUUGGAAGGGCCAAACCUGUUCUGAGAAGGUGGAAAUACAGACUUUAAUGACCAGGAAGUGUCACGUAGCUUUGGGAGGAAGUGAGGGUUCCAGAGCCUCAUCUAGAGCCCGUUUCACUGCUGAAAAUGUCCAAACCACCAGUGAUGUAGAAAUACUCAAGGUAAAGGAGCCUAUGAAUGGUUUGUGUGCUAAAGGUGCCCUGAAUCCAAAAGUUAAUUAUGCCCUGGUGAAAGCUGCUCUUCAGACAGUGCCUGAAGAACUUGCUGAUGGUGGUUUCUUGCUUGGCUCCUACAGUACUUGGGGUAUUUUGCCGUCAGUGUGGAAGAAGGGUGGAGGAGCUGGGAGUUACAGGGAAAUACUCUGAAAAAGGCAUGUUUUGGGUUCUUCAAUAGAGGCCUGAGGGUGCCACAGAAAACAUGACUUCUUUCUGGUGGUGAUGGGGAAGCCUUGGUGCUGGGGACAGUUUUAACAAUAAGAAGGCCUCUAAUUUCAUUUGCAAGUUGGAAAUCGGGAUGACGUUUGGGGGAAAUGUAGUUCAAGACACUCAAUAAAGCCAUCCAGCAGUGG